CCGGCCACCAUAGCAAAACCAUAGAUUAGACACGUAUUCGCCUUUUGCUUUGGCCUUCAGGGUGGCUAUCGCAUUGGCAUAACACGAAUCUCUUUGUGACAGAUAUUGGUUCUUUUUUCCAAGCAAGCAGUAAUCAAUUAGAAGAAGCUAACGACACCAAAUCUCUUGGAGGAAAGAGUGUCGAUGCAGUGGUGAAGUCAGGGCAAAACAAUUGCUCAUUAGCCCCACGUAUGAUGGUUGCCCAACUUUUAAGGAAUGCACCCACUGCGAGUCCCUCUGGGAGGGGCUCCGAGGGUGGUGCGACCACCCUGUGGUUCUGACAAGAUGGCUGGCCAGCCCUUGGGGCAAAUGGCUUUGAGAGGUGUUUGGCAACUUCAAAAGCUGAUUGUGAGCUAUUCUGAUUGGGGGGGAAGUAGUAGGGGCAUCAGGGCGUUUAUGGAGUUGCACCUACCAGCAUUUAAAGAGAAAAAUCCUCAGCUAGAAGUUGUUGAUGAACUCAUUCGUGGUCAGCAUCCGCAUUUGAAAGGCUUUUACCGUAAGACUCCCUCUCUCUGUGCAUUUACUGCAAAAUGUUUUUGUAAAGUUCAAGGAAGGAUUUAUUUUGCCGAAUGCACAGGGAACAAAAACCAACGGACGAUAUGUGUGAAGAAUAUGGAUCCAGAAGAGAUACUUCUACAUGCAACCAGGCUAAGGAAUGCGUUGGGAAGAAAGGUGGUGAAAUUGAAGACAAGACACGUAACCAAACAUCCUAGCGUUCAGGGCACAUGGACAACGGAUGUGAAAUUUUGAGGCACAAGAAACUGCUCCAUGAGGAUCUUCUCUAUUGGUGUGUUCUAGUAAUUCUGUUAAGUAGUCUAGCUUAAUGAUCAUGAUCAGUUGUGGAAUAUGGCUAAUUCCCCACUUUUGUUUUGCGCUGAAUAAUGACAUGCAGUUGGGUAAUUCAGGUUCCUCGUGAUCCUUCCAUGCUACUCACAAGGUUGGGAAUAAUCUGAGAAAAUAAUGGUUUUUGCUUCC
Alnus glutinosa is the source of this 1014-nucleotide messenger RNA. RefSeq names its product large ribosomal subunit protein mL43-like. Gene Ontology annotation, cellular component: mitochondrial large ribosomal subunit. Gene Ontology annotation, biological process: mitochondrial translation. The coding region runs from base 256 to 789 and encodes 177 amino acids. Gene Ontology annotation, molecular function: structural constituent of ribosome. NCBI's taxonomy places the organism in Eukaryota, Viridiplantae, Streptophyta, Magnoliopsida, Fagales, Betulaceae. The record is from RefSeq and is a predicted model, not a curated record. The transcript has 3 exons.